AUGAGUGAACGAAAGGAAAUUGUUCAGCUUCCUGAAAAUCCACCUUUUAAAGUUUAUGUUGGAAACUUACCAUAUGACACUAUUCAAGGUGACAUGGAUGAUAUCUUCAAAGGUUGUGAUAUGGUUGAGGUAAAAAUGGUACGUGAUAGAGAGACUGAUAAAUUUAAAGGAUAUGCUUAUGUUGAAUUUCGUACACGUGAAGAUUUAGCUAAAGCUCUCAAGUUUAAUGGUCAUGCGUUUGUUGAUAGACCACUACGUAUUGAUAUUGCAAACACAAAACCACGUGAUGGAGGAAACAUGAAUAAACGUGGAGGAAGUUAUGGUCAACAAAAAGGUAAUAAUCCUAUGAGCAGUCAACGUCAUGACAAUAAAAAAGGAAAUGGAUACAAUAAUCGUAGUAAUCAACAUGAAAAAAGUGAUAAAAAUGAACGUCUUCAAAAUGGUAAGUGGGUAAACGCUCAUUCUUCAAAUCGUAGACGCGGGAACUCGACUCGUGAUAGUCACCGAAGUACUGUUGAAGUAGUUGAUGAUCCAGAGAGACCAAAACUUAAACUUCAACCACGUACAACAGAUCCAGAAGAAUUAGCAAGAAUAAAACUUCAACAGCAGGAGGAGGAAGCCGCUAGAGUUGCCAAAAUUUUUGGAAAAACUGUUUCCGUCAGCAAAGAAAAAUAA
Messenger RNA from Strongyloides ratti, 675 nucleotides. Its product is annotated as Eukaryotic translation initiation factor 4H. Bases 1 to 675 code for a protein of 224 amino acids. Gene Ontology annotation, molecular function: RNA binding. The transcript has 2 exons. NCBI's taxonomy places the organism in Eukaryota, Metazoa, Nematoda, Chromadorea, Rhabditida, Strongyloididae. The record is from RefSeq and is a predicted model, not a curated record.